AUGCCCAAAGCUUUGUCAACAAGGAUUAUUGGUGGUAUUUGGUGGUUUUUCACCCUUAUAAUCAUAUCAUCCUACACCGCCAACCUCGCUGCCUUCCUCACAGUGGAAAGAAUGGAGACGGCCAUUGAUUCUGCUGAUGAUUUGGCAAGACAAACCAAGAUAGAAUAUGGAACCGUUCUUGAUGGAGCCACUAUGAAUUUUUUCAAAAAAUCUCACAUCUCGACCUUUGAGAAGAUGUGGGCGUUCAUGAGCAGCAAGCCAUCAUCGCUCGUUAAGAGUAACGAGGAAGGCAUCCAGCGAGUUCUCUCAUCUGACUACGCUCUGCUAAUGGAAUCAACAGCUAUUGAAUAUAUAACUCAGAGGAACUGCAAUCUGACUCAGAUUGGAGGACUCAUAGAUUCAAAGGGUUAUGGAAUUGGGACACCCAUGGGAUCUCCAUAUCGAGACAGGAUCAGCAUUGCCAUUCUUCAACUGCAGGAGUCUGAUGAAAUUCACAAGAUGAAAGAAAGGUGGUGGAGAGCCGGAGGUUGCCCAGAGGAAAAAAAUAAGGAGGCCAGUGCCCUAGGCAUCCAAAACAUGGGAGGCAUUUUCAUUGUGUUAGCAGCGGGACUUAUCCUUUCUGUAGUCGUCGCAGUGGCAGAAUUUAUAUACAAACUAAGGAAAACUGCUGAACGAGAGCAGCGCUCUUUCUGCAGUACAAUGGCAGAUGAGAUCCGACUAUCCCUUACCUGCCAACGGCGUGUCAAACACAAGCCACAGCCUCCUGUCAUGGUGAAGAGUGACGCAGUAAUUAACAUGCACACUUUCAAUGAUAGGAGACUUCCAGGAAAAGAUAACAUGACCUGCAAUACUGGAUUAACACCAGUGUUCCCAUAG
This is a messenger RNA of Staurois parvus, 876 nucleotides long. NCBI's taxonomy places the organism in Eukaryota, Metazoa, Chordata, Amphibia, Anura, Ranidae. The record is from the annotation of a GenBank genome assembly.